AUGGAUAAGAGUCGAUCAAUAUUGAACAAAGGUAAAUGAGCUGUGGAGAGUAACAGUAAAGAAGAACAAUGCAAUGAUCCCAGGAUUCCUGUAUAAGACGGGGAUCCUCCUUAAAAUCUUUCAUAUUUUCCAAAAAAAUAAAUAAAUUAAAUGAUGUAAUAAGAAGACUACUUGUCUUCAAAUGCUGGCCGUUGUAAAAAAAAGACUGGCUAGGCAUCAUCUCUUAUCUGUUCUCAAUAGAGGUCGGUCGUACAAACACAAUACUAAAGCUCUCACACUCCCAUGGCUUUCUCUCCAACCCUGUCACACAACUCAUUCUCAUCCUUCUCUCCCGUCCCACAGACUUUGAGAAGAAUCCCUCUUCACCGUUUGCCCAUUAGAGCUGUGAAAGCUGCUGCAGAACCAGAAAAGGACAAAACUCCCCAAGAGUCUAGUUCCAAUGCUCAGCCUUCAAGUCCAAGCAAAGGCACAGCCACCCUUAAGCCUCCAAAGAAGCCUGUCUAUUCCAUGAAGAAGGGUCAGAUUGUGAGGGUGGACAAAGAGAAGUACCUUAACAGUGUUAAUUAUCUAUCUGUUGGACAUCCACCUUAUUACAAAGGGUUGGACUAUAUAUAUGAAGACCGUGGUGAGGUAUUGGAUUUGCGCAUAUUUGAGACUGGAGAGUAUGCACUGAUAGCAUGGGUUGGGGUACCUACAGCACCAGCAUGGCUUCCAACAGAAAUGCUCAUCAAGUCAGAAAAACUCGAUUAUGAGAGACUAUGAUGCAGGCAGGCGGGAAGAGAAGGCUCCAAAUGCAAGAGGAGAGGAUAGCAAUGACUCAAUAAUGCUAAGAAAUACAGGAACUCAGAAUCUGAAAUGUUUAUUGUACUUCUAUAAAAACUUAAUGUAGUGGAAUUAACAGACCAAGAACACUAUGAUUUGCUCAACCAAAAAAGUGUUUCUUUCUAUUC
This is a messenger RNA of Fragaria vesca subsp. vesca, 950 nucleotides long. RefSeq lists its product as uncharacterized. NCBI's taxonomy places the organism in Eukaryota, Viridiplantae, Streptophyta, Magnoliopsida, Rosales, Rosaceae. Gene Ontology annotation, cellular component: plasma membrane. The record is from RefSeq and is a predicted model, not a curated record. Gene Ontology annotation, molecular function: oxidoreductase activity, acting on NAD(P)H, quinone or similar compound as acceptor. The coding region runs from base 283 to 762 and encodes 159 amino acids. The transcript is spliced from 6 exons.